Molecule: messenger RNA, 1789 nt
Organism: Acyrthosiphon pisum (pea aphid)
Lineage: Eukaryota; Metazoa; Arthropoda; Insecta; Hemiptera; Aphididae
Gene: Ndf
Product: Nucleosome-destabilizing factor
Exons: 13
Coding region: 146-1711 (521 amino acids)
Biological process (GO): transcription elongation-coupled chromatin remodeling
Cellular component (GO): chromatin
Molecular function (GO): NAD binding; nucleosome binding; DNA binding
Source: RefSeq, a predicted model, not a curated record
CACAACAACACGGACACGCCGCAGCCGCCAUUAUUUUCGACUACCAUCGCCCGCCGAUGUCAUAUCGCUAGUAUCCUCUCUGCGUGCCUGAUUAUUUGAAAAUUUUUUCUCCUGCCGACCAGCCGUCCAUCUCCGAAAAUUGAAAAUGACGGGCGAUUGGAAUUACGAAUUGAACGAUUUAGUUUGGGCCAAGAUGAAGGGUUUCCCGCCAUGGCCAGGACGCGUGAGCGAGCCGACUGUACAACUCAUGAAGAAACCAAAAAAGAAUUGCAAAUGUAUUUUCUUCUUUGGAACUAAUAAUUAUGCCUGGAUUGAAGUCGGAUGUUUAAAACCAUACUUUCAGUUUAAAGACACAUUGACUUAUAGUUGUAAGACUACACAUUUCCGAGAUGCUGUUAAGGCAAUUGAAGAGCAUAUUGAAGAAAAUGGCACCGAACAAAGAGUAAAUAAUGGAUUAUCUGAGGCUGAUUCAAGAUUUGAAAAUUUAGUUAAAAACGAAACUCCAGCCCUUCAACCAGAGAGAUCUGUAAAUUCAAACAUACGCAAUGCAUCAACACCACUACCUGAAAAAGCUAAGAAAAGGCAUUCCAAACCAGUUGAAUCUACCUCUAAUGGGCCUAAGAAAGAAAAACCUAAAAAACCCCGUUUAAAUAAUAGAGCUGGUGGAUCUGAAGAUAAUAAUACAGAUAUACUUACAAAUCUUGGGUUAAUGAACAAUCAUACAAGUCCGCUUCGGAGGAAUAAUACUCUAUUAGACAGACCUGAAGUAACCACUCCGGAACUCCCCCCAUUAGAUAUAACAACAAUAUCCAAGGCUUUAUUGGCAAAGAAUAUUACACCAUCUCCUUUGAAAUUUGGAUUCCUUGGUUUGGGAAAUAUGGGAUCAGGAAUUGUCAAAAACCUAUUAAAUUCUGGGCAUCAUGUGAUCAUUUGGAAUAGAAGUCCAGACAAGUGUCAAAAGUUUGUAGAAGCAGGAGCCAAAGUUGCAUUAACUCCAUCAGAUGUUAUAGGAGAUGCAGAUAUAAUAUUUUCUUGUGUUUCUGAUCCACAAGUUGCUAAAGAUAUGGUAUUUGGGAAUUGUGGUGUACUUCCCGAAAUAAAUAAAACCAAAGGAUAUGUUGAAAUGACUGGUAUUGAUCCAGAAACAUCUCAAGAUAUUUGUGAGGCUAUAUUGAGUAGAGGCGGGCGUUAUUUAGAAGCCAUGAUUCAAGGAAGUAAAUCAGAUGCAGAACAGGGGAAAUUAAUUUGUUUGACAGCUGGCGAUCAGCCUUUAUUCGCUGAUUGUAAAUCAGUGUUUUGUGCAAUUUCUGAUAAAUCAAUGUAUCUAGGUGAUGUUGGUGCAGCCACAAAAAUGAAUUUGAUUUUACAUUCUAUCAAAGCGGUAACUCUAGCAGGAUUAGCUGAAGGUAUGGCUCUGGCUGAUAGAGCUAUGAUACCGCAACAAUCUUUGCUAGAAAUUCUAGGACUGACUUCAUUAAGAUGUCCAUUGUUAGCAGAAAAAGGAGAAGCUAUGAUGAUGGGUAAUUUUCAAACUCAUCAAGCUUUAAAACAUAUUCAAAAGGACUUAAAUUUAUCAUUAAACUGGUCAGAUGUUUUGGAACAACCUUGUCCAGUUACGGCCAGCGUAAAUGAAGUAUUUAAACAUGCAAAACGUUUAGGUUACAGUGAUCAUGACACAAGUGCUUUUUUUAAGGCCUACUUAGCAGAUUGAAAUGAAUUUUUUCAUAUAACAAAUUAUUUUGUUGAAAAUAUAGAUGAAUAAUAACUAUUAUAUUUUACUUCAAAAAAA